AUGCGCAUCUCAUCUCUACACGCUCUCGUACUGACCGCGGUGCUUGCGGGCGCACCAAGCGCCUACGCCUGGGGCGCAGCCGGCCACGAAAUCGUCGCGACCAUAGCGCAGAUCCACCUCCCCAAGCCCGUCCUCCAAACCGUCUGCGACAUCCUCAAUCCCUUCCUCGACGACGACACCACCGCCUCCCCGUUCCAGCCCCCCACGUCGUCCUGCCCGAACCCGCGCUCCGCGUCCGCCGACGCCGACGCCGACGCCUCGUACCCCCCGUGCCACCUCGCCUCCAUCGCCGCCUGGGCCGAUCAGGUGCGCUCGAAGCCCCAGUACCGCUACACCGCGCCGCUGCACUACGUCAACGCGGUCGACGACGCGCCCGCGGACGCGUGCGCGUUCCCCGGCCCGCACGGGUGGCAGGGCCGGCCGACGGGGAACGUGCUCGCCGCGCUCGGCAACGUCACGCGCGUCCUGCGCGGCUUCGCGGCGGGCGAGCAGGGCGCGGGCGCCGCGGACGAGGCGCUGCGCUUCCUCGUGCACUGGGUGGGCGACAUGCACCAGCCGCUGCACAUGAGCGGGCGCGAGAAGGGCGGGAACGGCGCGCGCGUGCAGUGGAACGGGCGCGUCACCAACCUCCACAGCGUGUGGGACGGGCUGCUCAUCGCGCAGUCCAUCCGCCAGACGCCGCGCAACUACUCGCGCCCGCUCGCGGGGCCCGCGGGGGCGCUCGUCGAGGCGCACCUCCGCGGCGCGAUCUACGACCCGUUCGUGCGGCGGAUCAUGCACGAGGGCCUCGCCGUCGGGGGCCGGUUCGACGGCGAGAGCGACGGGUGGCUCGACUGCCCCGAGCCGUCUGCGGGCGUGCAGCCGCUGGAGCAGGGGUACGGGUGGCAGGCGCGCCUGCAGGCGUUGCGCGCGCUGGACUACAGGGCGGCGCUGGGGCUGACGACGCCGGCGGGGGCGGAGGCGCGGUGGGACGACGGGACGCUGUGUCCGUACGCGUGGGCGCGGCCGAUCCACGCGCUGAACUGCGAGCUGCCGGUGUGGCCGCACGAGCUGGACGAGGGCGGGCACCGCGAGGCGUCCGGUGCUGAGCGGGGAGAAGAGCCGCGGCGGCACCCCGAGCUGGUCGAGCUGGACACGGCGGGGUACGCGGGGAAGAUCGCGGAGGGGUGGGUCGUGGAGCGGUUGCUGGCGAUGGCGGGGGUGCGGCUGGCGGGGGUGCUCACGGAUGUCUUC
Dichomitus squalens LYAD-421 SS1 is the source of this 1233-nucleotide messenger RNA. RefSeq names its product phospholipase C/P1 nuclease. NCBI's taxonomy places the organism in Eukaryota, Fungi, Basidiomycota, Agaricomycetes, Polyporales, Polyporaceae. The transcript is spliced from 3 exons. The record is from RefSeq and is a predicted model, not a curated record. Gene Ontology annotation, biological process: DNA catabolic process. Gene Ontology annotation, molecular function: nucleic acid binding; endonuclease activity. The annotation marks the transcript as partial.